Molecule: messenger RNA, 786 nt
Organism: Tribolium madens (black flour beetle)
Lineage: Eukaryota; Metazoa; Arthropoda; Insecta; Coleoptera; Tenebrionidae
Product: protein SGT1 homolog
Exons: 4
Coding region: 123-752 (209 amino acids)
Biological process (GO): protein stabilization
Molecular function (GO): protein-folding chaperone binding
Source: RefSeq, a predicted model, not a curated record
UCACAUUUGUCAACUGUCAAAUGUUUGUUUUUCUAGAAAGUUUACAAAUUUAGGGCUUAAUUGUUGUAAAAACACAAAUAAGGCGUUUUAUUUUACGUUAAUGUCCUUUUUCAGUGGUGAUUAUGGCCGAAUGUGAGUCUGGUGAGAAGCCCAAAGUGCAAGUUAAGCACGAUUGGUACCAAACGGACGUUGCUGUUGUCAUUACAGUACUUAUCAAGAACGUCAAGGAGGACAAUUUAUGCAUAAAUUUUGCAAAAAAUUGUGUCACUGCAAAAAUCAAAUUUCCAGAUCAGGACGAUAUUGAUCUUAAAUUUAACGUCUCGCAUGAUAUAGUCCCUGAACAAUGCUCAUACAAACUAACCCCGUCGAAGAUUGAGGUUAAGUUGAAAAAAAGCGAAGGCAUUAGAUGGGCGAAACUGGAAGGGCAUGAGGACCUCCCAAAGGCAAUACCUGUAGAAGUACCCCAAUCGAGCGGCCCCCCGAGCUAUCCUACCUCCAAAAAAGGCAAAGACUGGUCCGUUGUGGAGAAAAAAAUCAAAGAAGAGGAGGCGAAGGAGAAACCAGAGGGGGAAGAAGCCCUCAAUAAGCUGUUCCAGGAGAUUUACGGCAAGGGGAGCGACGAGGUUAAACGAGCAAUGAAUAAGAGUUACAUGGAGAGUGGGGGGACGGUUCUCAGCACGAAUUGGGAUGAAAUAUCAAAGGAGAAGGUUGAUGUGAAGCCGCCGGAUGGCAUGGAGUUCAAGAAAUGGUAGUUUUUUUGUAUUUAAAUAAAUUAUUGUCAAUAAA